Messenger RNA from Sinocyclocheilus rhinocerous, 2335 nucleotides. It is a transcript of the gene gpaa1, whose product is annotated as glycosylphosphatidylinositol anchor attachment 1. The coding region runs from base 80 to 1711 and encodes 543 amino acids. Gene Ontology annotation, cellular component: GPI-anchor transamidase complex; membrane. The record is from RefSeq and is a predicted model, not a curated record. The transcript has 11 exons. NCBI's taxonomy places the organism in Eukaryota, Metazoa, Chordata, Actinopteri, Cypriniformes, Cyprinidae. Gene Ontology annotation, biological process: attachment of GPI anchor to protein.
AGGGGAUGCAGAGCUAGUGUCUCAUCCGGAACGCUGAAUAAAUCAUACAGAUUCUGCAGGUCUAUUGAAGCAGAGCAUCAUGGGUCUGUUGUCUGACCCGAAUCGCAGAAAAGCCCUGACCAACCUCCUGACCCGCCUCAACACACCCAUAUGUAUUGUGUGCUACCUGGCGGCUAUCGUGUGGUUCAUGGGACUGGCGUUCGAGCCCUUCACUCUGCGCACGUACAUGUCAGAGAACGCCAUGGGCUCCACUAUGGUGGAGGAGCGCUUCUCCUCCGGGGAGCGAGCGCUGUCCCUCGCCAAGGAGUUCGAUGCCCACAAAAGAAAGGCAGGUGGGAUGCCGGUGGAGUGGUUAGUUAAAGCGAUGCAAGCCAGAGGACUGGAGGUGUUCACUCAGAGCUUCUCCCGUAAGCUGCCCUUCCCUGACGAGAACAAAGAAAGAUAUAUGGUUGGAGGCAGGAAUGUGUACGGGAUCCUGAGAGCUGCUCGCGCUCCUCGGACAGAGGCUCUGGUCAUCACUGCUCCCUGCAGUCCUGGAAACAGCAACAACCAGGCGGUCGGGCUUCUGCUGGCCCUCGCACAGUAUUUCAGGAACCAGAUUUACUGGGCCAAGGACAUCAUAUUCUUGGUGAACGAGCAUGAUCUGAUCGGCAUGCAGGCCUGGCUGGAAGGCUACCACCACACAAACAUCACAGGAAUGGAGUACUCGCCGCUGCAGGGUCGCGCAGGGUCAAUUCAAGCUGCCCUCGCAUUGGAGCUCAGCGGUGAUGUCAUUACCAGCCUGGACCUGAUUUUAGAAGGACUUAAUGGUCAGCUGCCCAACCUGGACCUGACCAACCUCUUCUAUGCCUUCUGUCAGAAGUUAGGAGCCCUGUGCACCAUUCAGGGAAAGCUCCAGAGGAAUGACUGGGACACGGCUGAGGGCUACACGCACGCGGCGCAGACCAUGAUGCUGAUGGUGUUGAAACAAGCUUGUGGACGGUCCUGGGGUGAUCACGGCCUCUUCCUCCGCUAUCACAUCGAAGCCGCUUCCAUUCGAGGCAUCAACAGUUUCAGACACUACAAGACAGACGCCACCACCAUUGGCAGGUUGGUUUUUCCGUCCAGUCCGGGCAUGUUGACAGUGUUGACCCCGGUGGUGAUUAGUCACCUGACAGGUGUGGCGUUGUAUCUGCUACCUGUUCAUCUGCAGGAAAUGGCUGUGGAGCACUUCCCUGUGUCUGAAACCGAAGCUGUGGUGCUCACUGCUAUUGCCAUCUAUACUGCAGGCCUGGCCCUGCCACACAACACACAGCGGUUGCUGUCUGGAGAGGGCACAGAGCAGGGCUGGAAAGUGCUGAAGCUGACGGCUUUGCUCUAUCUAGCGGUGUUGUUGGGCUGCACAGCCCUCAUUAACUUCUCUCUGGGAUUCAUCUUGGCGGUUACGCUGGUGCCGAUCACCGCCAGCAUCACGCCGCACAUGCCCAAAGCUCUGUGCGCUCUGGCCAUGGUGCUGCUCAGUCCUGCCUUCACCAUCCUCUACUGCGUCUUCAUCUACCAGGAGCUCAUCGAAGCACCCGUCAGCGUCGGCGAGGGCUGGAUGCUCUUCCUCUCGGUCAUCUCGCAGGGCAUUCUUGAUCACGCUCUCUACGGAUCGCUCGUAUAUCCACUCUUAGCCCUUUUCAUUUAUCCCUGUUGGCUAAUGUUCUGGAACAUUCUGUUCUGGAAUUAACCUUUCUCAGAUGUCUUCAAAUGGAGCUGUUUUUAAAAUGAAUCCCACUUUGUGCCAAUCAUGAAGAGUUAUUGUCCGUCUGUGGGCAUUGUCUGCCGUUAGGGAUUGGCAGAAGGAGGAUGUCAGGCCAGAUAAAGAGGAUUUAAUGGUGUGGCUUCAACGGUAAGAGCACUUUGGUCCAAGUAUUCAGUGUUUCAGUUUUGGGGAAGGGGUUUGCAUGAAGACCUAUGUAGGACAGAAAUGAGGAAUUAUUAUAAGAAAGCGGAAAUGUUCCAAUUCAUUAGAAAAGAAAUUCAAUAUUGUUACCAGAUGUGUGGACAUAAUAGUUCAUGUUUUACCUUAUAAUGGAAAAGGCUUUGCAUAGUUUGGCAUUUUGAACUCUGGGGGACUGGAAGCUUAUAUUUAAUAUGGUUUGAUACUGAAAAUUGUACAAAAGGAUUGUUUGUUUGUCAAUUCAAAUGAAUUCAAAAUGCAAUUUAAUUCUCUGUGCACAUUACAAAAGGCAGAAACAAGACGAUAACUCAACCUUAAAGAGUUUCCAAGACUUAUUUUCUUCAAUGCAUUAUAUCAAAUUUCAUUUCAUUUAUUUCAGGCAACACUGGAUUUAUAUGCUCUGAUGAGUUA